UUUUUUCUAUGUCUCCUCUUUCUCUUUUAAGUCCAUUUUUCUUUCAUUAAAACUUUCUUUUUUUGCUUAAAUUUUGGUCAUUUUCUUUCUUUCUUCUCCACUCCCUUUCUCGCGCUUCCAACACACACCCCAACACACUCAGUCAGAAGAUGAGGCAGUGAGAAGAGAAAACAAACCAAGGAAGGAAGUACGAAAGGAGACUCUACAUGGUUGACAAAAUUAGAUAAAGUUUGUUUUUUUUCAAGUUUCGGCUGAUUCUUUCUCACCAGAGUUGACGAAGGUAGACAGAGAAGAAUCUAGAAAAUAAUAUGAUAAUAGUUGAAAAAGGGUGUAUUUUAGCUAAUUUCGAUUGAAAUUUCCGCAAAUGGAAUUUCGGAUCCAUUGUUGUUGACCAGAUCUGACUAUCCCCAUUUCACUUUCGCCACCUUUUAACUAUUCCAUGAUUUGCAUAGGUUGAAUUUGCCUCCGUCUCUGGGCUUCUUAGACAUGGGAAAUGGUUUUUUUACAUCCACGUUUGUCAUUCCAGGAUCGUUUUCACUCAUAAAAGACGAUGAUAAUUUAGUUCAAAUAUGACAGGCUGUGGGAUAUCAGUAGGGUGGGAGGGUAACUUUUUGUACUACAUAGAUAAGGAUUUUGAUGGAGGAGAUGUCAACCACGGUUGCAGUGCCAUUGAGAGUAGGUAAUUCAGUGUGUGAUAAGCCAACCAUUACUACUCACAUGGAUGUGUCCAGAAUUAAGCUGAUGACAGAGGCAGGGUUGUUAUCCAAUUCUAUAACCAAGGUUUCUACUGAUACUUUUAUUGCUGAUGAGGAUCUGGACAGUAAUUGUCUUGGGGAGGAAGUUGGUAGUGCAGCAGUCACACCUCCAGAAAAGGGAAGAGUAGAAGAAAUUCCGAUGUUGGGUAUGGUGUCCCAAAAUAUAAACUCUUUGGUUGUCGGUGAAGAAGUUUUAACCCCAGAAAUUGAGGAUGAUGAUUUGAUAUCGCUAGAAGGUGAUCCAAUUAUUGAUAGUUCUCUUUCAGUAGCCAGCGAGAAUAGUAGUUUUUGUGGAGAUGAGUUCAUCGGUUCUGAGAUUUCUGCAGAUUUAGGAACAAGAAGUUCCAUAGAAAUAGAGAAAAGCAUCAACACUGUGAAAAUUGCUGCCAGGGCUACUGAUUUGGGUGUGUCAAAUGUAGUCGCAGAUGUAGCAGUUAGCGUUGGAGAAGAGACAGGAGUUAUAUCUGUCCCAGAGCCUACUACAGGUGUUCUUCAUCAACUAACUCUAGAAAGAUCUGUGAGUGGAACAGUUGGUAGAAGUGUUUUUGAAUUAGAUUGUACCCCACUUUGGGGAUUUACAUCUGUGUGUGGAAAAAGACCUGAGAUGGAAGAUGCACUUGCAACUGUACCUAGAUUUUUGAAAAUUCCUAUUCAAAUGCUAACCGGUGAUAGGGUACCUGAUGGCAUAGACCAAUGUUUCAGGGAGCAGACAAUACAUUUCUUUGGAGUCUAUGAUGGCCAUGGUGGUUCUCAGGUGGCAAAUUAUUGCCGCGAGCGCAUGCAUUUAGCCUUGGCAGAGGAAAUAGAAUCUGUCAGAGAAGGUCUUUUAGUUGAAAGCACCAGGGAUGAUUGUCGAGAUCUGUGGAAAAAAGCCUUCACCAGUUGCUUUUUAAAGGUUGAUUCUGAAGUUGGAGGGGAUGUUAAUACUGAUCCUGUUGCCCCAGAAACUGUUGGAUCAACUGCUGUUGUUGCUGUUAUAUGUUCAUCUCAUAUUGUAGUUUCAAACUGUGGUGAUUCAAGAGCGGUUCUGUGUCGUGGCAAAGAACCCAUGGCCCUAUCAGUUGACCAUAAACCAAAUCGACCUGAUGAAUAUGCAAGAAUUGAGGCAGCUGGAGGCAGGGUGAUACAAUGGAAUGGUCACCGAGUUUUUGGUGUUCUCGCAAUGUCAAGGUCAAUUGGUGAUAGGUAUUUGAAGCCAUGGAUUAUUCCAGACCCUGAGGUGAUGUUUGUUCCUCGUGCCAAAGACGAUGACUGCCUCAUUCUGGCCAGUGACGGCCUGUGGGAUGUCAUGACAAACGAAGANGACCUU
Molecule: messenger RNA, 2064 nt
Organism: Vigna umbellata (rice bean)
Lineage: Eukaryota; Viridiplantae; Streptophyta; Magnoliopsida; Fabales; Fabaceae
Product: protein phosphatase 2C 50-like
Biological process (GO): protein dephosphorylation
Molecular function (GO): protein serine/threonine phosphatase activity; cation binding
Source: RefSeq, a predicted model, not a curated record